UAUUAGUUUAUCACCAACAAUUUGUGUAAAUAUUGUUUGUUGCGGUUAUUUUGGAUUUCCCGCUUGAUGGUGGUUGGUGGGUGCAGAUGGCGCCACAUACAAACGUCAGUGUUGUUUAUAAUUGGUUUUGUUGGGGUUUGCUAAAGUUUGCGCCUAAUAUUAACAACUAACCUGCCGUGAAAAUGACUAACUACGAUUAUUGUUGUGUUUGUGUGGAUAAAGGGUGCGAUUUGGCACCGGUUGUUGAAACCGGACCGAAUAAUCAGACCCACUGUAUGAAUCUUUGUGAUGUGGCCCCAGAAAUUAAUUGGCUGGAAAUUUAUAAAAUCUGUCUGAAAUGCAUCAAAAUAUUAAACUCAAUUGUUGAUUUCAAAGACAGUUGUGUCAAAGCUGAGAAAUACAGAAAAGACAUAGAAAAGGCCAUAAAAUGUACUCAAGAAUGCCAAGAGACUGUAGAAGACCAAAUAGAUGAAAGCACAGCUUGUGAUGAACCACAACUUUCCAACAACACGUCAAGUGAGGAUGAAGAUGAUGUAAAACCCCUUUCAGAACUAAUAGACAUUAAACCAGACAAAACCCCGUUGAGAAAUGCUCGAAUCCCCAAGAAAAAGCAGGUAGAAAAGCCGGAAAAGAAGCGUCGCAAAACCGUAAACAUAUUCAACUGCAACAUGUGCGACUCAGUAUUUGAGCUCGUGUCCAAGUUUAUAGACCACUGCAGGGACAGUCACAAUUUGGACCCAAAAGACAUAAAACCGUACGUCUGUAAGUUGUGCGACAAACGGUUCCUGCGUUCCUGCAAUCUGAUCAAGCACAUGAUCUACCACGAAGGCAACCGCAGUCACAUGUGCUCGUUCUGCGGCAAGGGUUUCAUCACCAAGUGCGACCUGAAAAUCCACGAGAUGGUGCACGAGAACAAGCGCAGCAACAAGUGCGACGUCUGCGGCAAAUGUUUCAACACUUAUAAGGACGUGCGGUCCCACAAGUUGAUCGUGCACGCCGACAAGAACACGUGGAAGUUUGUCUGUCCUGUGUGUUCGAAGCGUUUCCCGAUUAAAUCGAACUUUGACACGCACAUGAAACGGCACAUUGGGGUCAAGAAUUUCCACUGUCACAUAUGCAACAAGAGUUUCAUCGACAAGUUCGUGUUGAAAAGGCACAUGGUCUCGCAUUCUAACGUGCGGGAGUUCAAGUGUGCCCACUGUGACAAGGAUUAUAAGUAUGAAAGGGUUUUAAAAGUGCACAUGAAAAAAGCCCACAAUAUUGGUGAUGUUAAACUGCCCACAAGGGAGAAGAAGUUUAUUUGUCACGUCUGUCCCAAGUCGUAUUAUGCCAAGGAUAAACUGCAGAGGCACAUUUACACGCACACGGGGGAGAAGCCUUUUUUCUGCACGAUAUGCGAAAAACGAUUUAUCGAUAGGUCCUACGUGAGGCAACACAUGAAGACUGCACAUAAUGUUCUCUUUAGUAAUGACAGAGUUUAAUUGUAUAGUGAUUUUUUGUAAAUAAAUUUUGAUUGUAAGAA
Aethina tumida (small hive beetle) is the source of this 1522-nucleotide messenger RNA. RefSeq names its product gastrula zinc finger protein XlCGF46.1. Bases 183 to 1481 code for a protein of 432 amino acids. Gene Ontology annotation, cellular component: nucleus. The transcript is spliced from 4 exons. The record is from RefSeq and is a predicted model, not a curated record. NCBI's taxonomy places the organism in Eukaryota, Metazoa, Arthropoda, Insecta, Coleoptera, Nitidulidae. Gene Ontology annotation, molecular function: RNA polymerase II cis-regulatory region sequence-specific DNA binding; zinc ion binding; DNA-binding transcription factor activity. Gene Ontology annotation, biological process: regulation of transcription by RNA polymerase II.